Messenger RNA from Dunckerocampus dactyliophorus (ringed pipefish), 911 nucleotides. It is a transcript of the gene agr2, whose product is annotated as anterior gradient 2. NCBI's taxonomy places the organism in Eukaryota, Metazoa, Chordata, Actinopteri, Syngnathiformes, Syngnathidae. The transcript is spliced from 8 exons. The record is from RefSeq and is a predicted model, not a curated record. Gene Ontology annotation, cellular component: endoplasmic reticulum. Bases 65 to 562 code for a protein of 165 amino acids.
CCUGGAACGACGAACCACUUCCAUUCUCACCUGAUCAUCCAGGAACAGGAAGCUGGCAAAGAAGAUGAAAGCAUCACUGUCACUACUGCUGGUGCUCGUCGCCGGGUCUUGUACGUUUGGGAAAUACACCCCAAAGACGGGCAAGAGGAGCCCUCAGACUCUGUCCAGAGGUUGGGGUGACCAGCUGAUCUGGGCUCAGACGUACGAGGAAGCGCUCUACUGGGCUCGGUCAAGAAACAAGCCCUUGAUGGUGCUCUUUCACCUGGAAGACUGUCCACACUGCCUGGCGCUCAAGAAGGUCUUUUCCGAGAACAAUGACAUCCAAAGAAUCCUGGAUGAGGACUUUGUUGUGCUCAACCUGGUGUAUGAAACCACGGACAAACAUCUCUCUCCAGACGGACAGUACGUUCCCAGAAUCAUUUUUGUUGACCCUUCCAUGACAGUGAGGGCUGACAUUACUGGUCGCUACGCCAACCGCAUGUAUGCCUACGAACCAACCGACCUCAAACUCCUGAUCAGCAACAUGCAGAAGGCCAAGAAACUCCUCAAGUCUGAGCUGUGAGCCUGCGGGCCGGACACGGGUUCCUCCGGAGACGCCGUCAACGUCAGCAACUGACGUGUUCGAAAAAGCAAGCACUGGGAAGUUACGUCUGGUGACUUCCAUUCAAAUCGUCUUCCUUCUUAUGUUCUCUUGUCGGUCGGGGCAAUUUAAUGAUGGAUGGUUUUUUUUGUUUGUUUCCAUGUGACUGGACGGUACCCCAUAAAAGAUUACAAACACCAAAGCAGAGAGUCUCUUUACAAAAUGUAACACGAAAACGUGACAAUAGCGGAGAUAUGCGUAAAAAUGGAAACAAAGUACUAAGCUACACAGAAUAACAAGUAACCCUUGUUUCUUCAGUUUCUUGCUCAUU